GGCAGUGUUCGCCUACGGCACCGGGACUGUGGGGAACUCCGGCAGCUCCGCUCCGUAUAUUUCCACUGACCCUCCGUUGGUCGCGGUUCAUUCAUCCCAGUCACAGCAGCCACUCGGUGCGUCCGGACGGGUUCCGUCCGUCCUUCCAUCCCGUCUGUCCAUCCCGCUCCCUCCGUGCGCGUCCAACCAUCCAGCGGCGCGCUGCGUCCACAUCUGCACCCGGGGAAGGUCACGCGCGGCGUUUCUAAUCGGAACAUCUGUCAACUUUUUGACAGCGCACUCCUCUCCCCCGGGUCUGCGUUUCAUCAGCGGGGAUUAUUGCUGCGUCGAGCCGGUUGUCUGACAGACGCUGGCCGGAUGCAUGGCUGACCUCCCCACUCACUGAUCGGCUUGCUGAGCUGCUGUCAUGGCCAAGAGCCCCGAGGUGAAGCUGGCCGUCUUCGGCAGGGCCGGCGUGGGCAAGUCAGCUUUGGUGGUGAGAUUUCUGACGAGGCGCUUCAUCUGGGAGUACGACCCGACACUCGAGUCGACGUAUCGCCAUCAGGCCAACAUCGACGACGAGGCGGUCACCAUGGAGAUCCUGGACACCGCGGGACAGGAGGACAUCCAGCAGAAGGAGGGUCACAUGCGCUGGGGCGACGGGUUCAUCCUGGUGUACGACGUCACGGACCGGGGCAGCUUCGAGGAGGUGGCGCCGCUGCGGAGCCUCCUGGAGGACGUGCGGCGGCCCAAGAACGUCCCCCUGGUGCUGGUGGGCAACAAGUGCGACCUGGAGCACGCGCGGCAGGUGGCCACGGAGGAGGGCGAGCGGCUGGCGGCCGAGAUGGCGUGCGCCUUCUACGAGUGCUCGGCGUGCGCCGACGAGGGCGGCGCCGUGGCCGAGGCCUUCCACGAGCUGUGCCGCGAGGUGCGGCGCCGCAAGGCCGUGCAGGGCAAGGCCCGGCGCCGCAGCUCCACCACGCACGUCAAGCAGGCCAUCAACAAGAUGCUGACCAAGAUCAGCAGCUAGAGGCCGCAGCCAAAACGUGUACAGGACAAAGAUGUGAUGUGCAAUCUGUUACUUGUUUUGAUCUGACAUCUGAGACCACAUCAUUUCCCCGAAGCCUUUCCUCCUGCUUCAGCACUGAAGCCUAAUGAACAGGACACACAGUGAAUCAUGAAUACGGUGAAGUUCCCAAGCGUCUUGCUCUGCAUGCAAAGAAUUAAGACGCCACGAACGGGCGGCGUUUGCCCGUCAGCGAGACAUCUGUGAUGUGCUGUGCUGUAUGUUUAAGCGUUACACCUGCUAUUAGAGUCAAUUAGCCCGGGCCGCCGGCGCCCGUCCGUCAAACGGCGGAACGAGGCCUGUUCCGUAAACGUCUGUGUGCGCGUCAGUGGAGUGAUAUAAAACAGCAACGUGUCACUUGUGCUUUGACGGGAGCCGUUCACGAGCCGUUCACUGAGUGUUUUUCUGCCGAUGUUUGUGUUGAAACGCGUUGACAUUUUCCCACUGUUUCCACCCUGAGCUGUGAAAUUCAGGGGGAACUGAAUCUGUGCCUGUUUAGUUUUUUUUCUAGCUGUUGCUCACUGUACUGAAACUAAAAUAACCAUGCAGCACAAUGUUCCUCUCUACUGUUACCCUGCAGACAAAAAGAGGCCCGGACAGGUUAUUAUGUUACAGUCACUGACACUGCAGGGUGGAUCGAGUGUGGCUGCAGCUCUCUGGAGCUUUUGGGGCAGUGCAGAUAUUUUUAUUACCCAGACGCCUGAAAUUUGAACCAAUUUAAAAACAAAAAAACCCACUUCUAACAGUAACGGCAUUAACAAAGGGGGAAACCUCCCAACUAAACGCAUCCUGUUACUUCAAAUAGACUGCUGACUCAGCGGCUCGGCUCGGAAAAAAAAAUAGCCCGAUGCCGAAAGGAGUGGCCCCCGGCUAUCUGGCAGGUAAUUACUGGAGGCAGAAGUCCCAAAAUAACCACUCUGCCUGAUCCUCGCCAGCCGGACUCGGGGCAGCGAGUGGAUGCAGCGGGACUGCGGCACCCGACACCCGGCAGGACGGAGGCCAGGCUCCCGUCAGCCUCCAACAGUCCCAAAUGAACUUCCCCUGUAGCAGCCGAAGGGUCAUUGUCCCCACAAAACAGAACCCACACUAUCAGGUUACAGUUACUGUAAUCAACAUUCACACUUGAAAGGGUGCUGUUGUUUUGCGGCAUCACCAUCACCACAGGGGCUUAUGGGUAAUGCGGUUCUCACAAGCAGCCGGACUAUAAAACUGACAUUAGGUGGUCUACAUUUCACACAACGGGCAAAGUCAACCAGUCCGUUGUCAGGAAGGACAUUUAAGGAAAUUUAUUUAUGAUGCUAUAAUAAAGUCAUAUAAUAAAGCUUUGAAUGAGUAAAAACAAUGGAAAUGUAAAAACAGACUGAAUUAUCAAUCACGACCCGACGCGGAGCCCAUUCAUCACGUUGAAUUGUUUUUGGUGGUUUCUUAUCUCCCACUGAUUUGUCCGAUGCUGCUUUAAAUAGCUUGUUGAGCCGAGCAUGACUUGGGAGCGUGUGUGUGUGUGUGUUUAUUUACCCAUUAGUCUUUUGUAGCCCGGCGCUCAGCUGUUUGGGAAAACGUUGAGAAAGCACGUAGUGCACCUCUCUCUGCGCUCGCUGUCAACAUCUCUGGAGGGAACGCCACGUCUCCAGAGUGAAACCCAUUCCCAUGUCCUCGCCGAGGCGGGGACCUCCAUGCAUCCUGUUUAGAUACGGAAGCUUGGUGGUGGUGGUGGUGAGGAGGAGGAUUAGCGCUGCAGCAUAAAUAACAGUGAGGGAGCAUUGUGACUGACAGGUGACUGAGAAUAAAUCAAAUCGUACUCAAGGCCCUCUUCAUAAUACGUUCCGUUCUACGGCAGAAGGAAAUGAAAGGCCUGCAGUCAGGGGCAGCCUUCCCUCUAUAAACAUCCAGACCCUCCAAAAGCUCUUCUCACCUCUUCAGCCCGGUCUUUUACAAACAACACGCGCUUCUCCCUCAAGCGAGCUGGCGACAUGCCGACAAGCUGUUUAAGUUCAGCCCCAAAGGGUUUGUUUCCAAGCUUCUAUACGAACAUGGCCUCAAGUUCAUCCCUGAGGGUGUUCUAAGUGUUUUGGAGAAUGCAGUGUGUAGGUGUGUGAGCAAUUUGUGCAAAACAUCUUAUCUCGCAUCUCAACACUUGCUUGAUGUAAAAUGGAGAACAGGAAGUGAGGGGGAGGCUGAAGGCCACAAACAAACAAACGCCAGCAUCCAGCAACAAAAGGCAGACGGCGAAAUGAAGGAAACAAGAAUAGACGGCAAAAUGUACAGCAGGGUCAACACGAACAGCAGCACAGAGGUGGUGCUGAUCAGUGUGAGGGAGGCGAGGUGGGUAGAGGAUGCAGCACAGGUGCAGGUGGAAGUCAGGUGGGAGGUCUGGGGACACCUGGUGGCUGGAGAGGGGAUGACAGGAAGUGAGGGACACCUGAAGGAAAGAGAGUGUUCACUCAAAAAGCAAAACCACGCAAACAGGACUGAGGCAUGAAUUCUCAUGUUCCUACGGCAGACAUAUAUUUUAUUUUAUCAGUAGCUUGAUAGAAGCACAUGAAUGUUUAUGGUCGCUAGAUGGUUCCUAUUAUACUGUAUUAUAUUAGAACUCAGGAGUCUCUUCGAACAAAUAAAAACUAAAGGAAUGAUUAA
Messenger RNA from Betta splendens (Siamese fighting fish), 3679 nucleotides. RefSeq names its product RAS-like, estrogen-regulated, growth inhibitor (gene rerg). The record is from RefSeq and is a predicted model, not a curated record. Gene Ontology annotation, molecular function: GTPase activity; GTP binding. The transcript has 5 exons. Lineage: Eukaryota; Metazoa; Chordata; Actinopteri; Anabantiformes; Osphronemidae. The coding region runs from base 407 to 1009 and encodes 200 amino acids.